AUGUAUCCCAGGAUUAAGUGCCUCGCGCUUUACGCCUUUUCGGUCACGCUGCUGGCGUGGGUUUUUUACCUGAAGAAGGAGGCAAAGUUGGCAGCGUCGUCAGCGGACCAGAAAGCGGAUGGGUGGAAUCACAAACCGAAGUCUUUGGUUCUGGACAACGCUGAACCCAGCGGGUGUUUGCCAAACUUGACCCUUGCCAAUUCUUCUCUCGCCCUCCCAGAGCUCCACCGUGUCUUCUUAACAUACAGGCACUGCCGGAAGCGGCGGGUGGCGAUCAGGAACACGUGGGGGAAGGAGGUCUCCAUCGGUGGCAAGCGCAUCAGGCUGGUAUUCCUGCUAGGGCGCUCGGAGGCCAAAAUCCAGGUACAGCCCUUGCACCAGCUGCUGGCUUACGAGAGCCAGGAGUUUGAUGACAUCUUGCAGUGGGAUUUUGUCGACAAAUUCUUCAACUUGACCCUCAAGGAGCUGCAUUUCCUCCGCUGGUUCAUGGAGGACUGCCUGCACACCAGGUUUGUGCUGAAGGGCGAUGAUGAUGUCUUUGUCAACACGUACAACAUUGUUGAAUUCCUCCAAGAACUGGACCCUGAACAGGAUCUUUUUGUUGGGGAUGUGAUCGCCAACGCCCGGCCCAUCAGGAACACCAAGGUCAAAUACUUUAUUCCAGAGUCCAUGUACAGAGCCCCCUUCUAUCCUCUCUAUGCAGGUGGAGGGGGCUAUGUGAUGUCUAGAGAGACAGUGCGCCGCCUCCAGAGCAGCGCAGAGAACACGGAGCUCUUCCCAAUAGACGAUGUCUUUGUGGGAAUGUGCCUGGCAAAGAUGGCAGUGACCCCAAAGAACCAUGCUGGCUUUAAGACUUUUGGGAUCCAGAGACCUUUCAAUCCUUUUGAUCCGUGCUUGUACAAAGAGCUGAUGAUUGUGCACAAACUAAACCCGACCGAGAUGUGGAUCAUGUGGACGCUGGUGAAGGAUGACAGCAUUCGGUGUGCGGUAUCGGUAACGCACAACUACAGAAGGGGUUGGAAAAGAGGCUACUGA
Molecule: messenger RNA, 1035 nt
Organism: Phaethon lepturus (White-tailed tropicbird)
Lineage: Eukaryota; Metazoa; Chordata; Aves; Phaethontiformes; Phaethontidae
Gene: B3GNT4
Product: UDP-GlcNAc:betaGal beta-1,3-N-acetylglucosaminyltransferase 4
Exons: 2
Coding region: 1-1035 (344 amino acids)
Cellular component (GO): membrane
Molecular function (GO): hexosyltransferase activity
Source: RefSeq, a predicted model, not a curated record